GAUGCUGCUGCUGCUGCUGCUGGGCUUCCGCUAGCGACAGUAUGGAUCGCUAAGACCAGGCGGCCUGCCCAUCGAGGCCCCCCCUCCUCCAAUUCCCGCCCCUGCUGGCUGGGAAUGGAGACUCUCGAACCUCCGGCUGUCAUUGAUUGGGGGUGAUCCGUGCAAUUCCAGCGCGCACCGCUCCACUCCUCGCCUCUGGCUCUUGUCUGCCUCGACCGAGUUCUUAAAUUAAUACCCGCGGCCGUCCGGCUCGAUUCUUCUGCUUUCCUGCUCCUUUUUUGCUUUGCUCAUCCAUCCGCCUUGAUCACUCGCUUUCUAGGCCCUUGUUUCGAUCCAGUCCGACGCUUCUUCUCGUCUCUCGUUCACAUACAUUCUCUUCGUCCUUUCCAAACCAAGUCAAGAUGAAGUACUCCGUCGCUGCUGUCUCGGCCCUCGUUGCCGUUGCUCUCGCCAAGCCCGAGUUCCUCAACUCCAAGUUCGAGGUCCAGGAGGGCCAGCCCUUCACCCUCGAGUACUCUGGCUGCUCUGACGGCUGCACCAUCACUCUGCAGACCGGCAAGAGCACCGACCUCAAGGACGUCAAGGUUCUGACCACCUCUGCCACCGGCAGCUCCACCACCGUCACCCUGGAGGACCUCCCCUCUGGCACCUACAACUUCAAGAUCACCGACAAGGAGGGCCAGAGCAACUUCAGCCAGCAGUUCCCCUUCCAGGGCACCGGUGUCGCCUCGUCCAGCGCUGCCACCUCCGCCACCAGCGCUGCCGAGUCCAACACGGCUGCUCCCACCACCACCGAGGCUGCCACCAGCACCACCGAGGCCGCUUCCACCACCUCGGAGGAGUCCACCACCGUGGUCAAGACCAAGACUGCUCACUCCACCACCACCGAGGCCUCGAGCACCUUCACCACCACCACCACCGUCGCCCACUCCACCCACAAGCACAACACCACCACCGUUGCUCCCACAGGCUCGGCUUCCACCACCACUGGACACCACACCACCGCUGCCUCCACCUCCUCAAACCCCGCCGUCACCACCGUUCCUCCCGGAAGCGCCGCCGGCCACCUCUCUUCUCCCCUGGCCCUCGUUGCCGGCGUGGCCAUUGCCAUUGCCUUCUUCUCUUAA
This is a messenger RNA of Trichoderma reesei QM6a, 1127 nucleotides long. RefSeq lists its product as uncharacterized. Lineage: Eukaryota; Fungi; Ascomycota; Sordariomycetes; Hypocreales; Hypocreaceae. The record is from RefSeq and is a predicted model, not a curated record. The transcript has 4 exons. The coding region runs from base 402 to 1127 and encodes 241 amino acids.